Molecule: messenger RNA, 4785 nt
Organism: Closterium sp. NIES-65
Lineage: Eukaryota; Viridiplantae; Streptophyta; Zygnematophyceae; Desmidiales; Closteriaceae
Source: the annotation of a GenBank genome assembly
AUGGUUACAGGUCGUCAAGCCGAUCCUGCUGGCUUGGAGUCCCACCGAAGCACACCUGCUGCUUCGGAUCCGCACCAAACCAAGCGUGCUGCUUCCGAAAGGUCCUUCAGGCUGGGUGACUCCUGGUCCCUGCGGGGCCUGGAAGGGGGGUUCAGUCGGGAUGGGAAUGGUGAAUUGGGCAAGGAGAAUGACGGAGGGCGUGAAAAACAGGUGGAGAAGAAGGGUGAGAAAGGGAGGGUAAAGAGCAUGGGCUUUAAAGGGGAUAGGAAUGUGCAGGAGGACAAGGAAGGUGACGACGAGUGGGACAAAGAGGAGGGGGAUGAGAAGGAGGAAAGCAGGAGUUUAAAUGAGGGUGAAGAGGAGACGAAUGGGGAGAGCAAACAGUUCCACGUCUCUGAUGACUUAGAGCUCGUUCUGAGCCACGGGCAAGCCCGGGUGAGAAGGAGAUUAGCAGAACGACGCCAGACCCGCGCCAGGCUUGCAGACUGCGUGCCGUGCACGAGUGAUAACGAUGGAGAAGACUCGAAGCUCCAGGGAUUUCAGUCAGGACAGGGCGGUGAGAGGGACGAGAAUGCAGGAGGAGGAGAUUCUGGGAGUGAGUUGGAGGGGUCGAGGAAGCUUCUGCAGGAAUCUGCGCCAUGCUGUGACCCGCUGGUGCUGAAGCUUAGGGUGCAGACAGCGGAUCUGGAGAGGCGUAUGGGGCAGAUUGCAGAGAAACAGGUGAGUUUUGAUGAACAGGUGAGGUUUGAUGAACAGGCGGAGAGCAAGAGGGUGAGCCGAGAGAAGUACGUGCUGAACAAGAAGCUGAGCAGAGCUGAUGCCAAUUGGGAAGCAUUGUUUCUAUCGAACCAGUCGAUGCACGAGGCACAGAUGACAGUGCAGCGGUGCAACGGGCAUGGCAUUGUGGCACAGCAGGGGACACUGGUGUGGAAGGGCUACACGUGUGAUGCAUCAGACGAGGCUCUAAGGCAAUACACAUCGUAUGAUGCCAGUGGGGCGUGGCCUGACGACUGGUUCCCCACCCAGUCGCUCAUCUUCCACCACCGCUGCUUCCAGGGCUACACGUGUGAUGCAGCAGACGAGGCUCUCACGCAAUACACGACAUACGAUGCCAGUGGGGCGUGUCCUGACGACUGGUUCCCCACCCAGUCGCUCAUCUUCCACCACCGCUGCUUCCAGGGCUACACGUGUGAUGCAGCAGACGAGGCUCUCAGGCAAUACACGACAUACGACGCCAGUGGGGCGUGUCCUGAUGACUGGUUCCCCACCCAGGCCCUCAUCUUCCACCACCACUGCCAGCUGAUUCCACCACCCCUUCCCCUCUUCUGCUCCCCUCCUCCCCAGGGCUACACGUGUGAUGCAUCAGACGAGGCUCUCAGGCAAUACACAACAUACGACGCCAGUGGGGCGUGUCCUGAUGACUGGUUCCCCACCCAGGCCCUCAUCUUCCACCACCACUGCCAGCUGAUUCCACCACCCCUUCCCCUCUUCUGCUCCCCUCCUCCCCAGGGCUACACGUGUGAUGCAGCAGACGAGGCUCUCAGGCAAUACACGACAUACGACGCCAGUGGGGCGUGCCCUGACGACUGGUUUGCCACACAGUCGCUCAUCUUCCACCAUCGCUGCUUCUCCCUGCCGCAACGCCGCUGCCGCGCCCGCACCACCAACCAAACCAUCAAUCCACUGCCCUUCCCCCAGGCGCUAUUCAAUCUGAGCGCCCUAAUAGACACAGCCCUGGUGUGGGACCACCACGCCUGCUCCUCCUUCGCCUGCCUCAACGCCCGUGUGGUCGGGGACUGCCGCCUCUGCUUCAACCUCACUCUCGAGAGGAAUCGCUGGCGCGUGCGAUACCGGGGAUCGUUGACUAUAGAGGAUGUGCUUAAAAUGAAGCAGGGAAGCAUCAGGCUCGGUUUGGACAUUGGAGGUGGCACAGGAAGCUUUGCGGCGCACAUGGGCCUCUACAAUGUGACCAUCCUCACCACGUGCCGCCCCUUCCUUGCACUCUUCACCCCACCUCCAUCCAUUCUGCUCGGUUUGGACAUUGGAGGUGGCACAGGAAGCUUUGCGGCGCACAUGGCCCUCUACAAUGUGACCAUCCUCACCACGGCCAUGAACGUGGAGACCGUGGUGGGGCGCAAGCAGGGGCUUCCAUACAUGGAGGCCAUAGCUUUAAGGGGACUCAUUCCCCUGCACCUGCCACACAAGAGCCUUGCGACCAUCCUCACCACGGCGAUGAACGUGGAGACAGUGGUGGGGCGCAAGCAGGGGUGGCCUGCCAUACAUGGUGAUCGAGGCGAUAGCUUUAAGAGGGUUGAUCCCCCUGCACCUUCCACACAAGCGUCAUCACUGCCCAUCCUCAUGACCAUCCUCCCCACGGCCAUGAACGUGGAGACUGUGGUGGGGCGCAAGCAUGGGCUGCCAUGCAUGGAGGCGAUUGCCUUGAGAGGGCUCAUCGAUCUCCAUUUGCUACACAAGGUAGAUGUGCUGUUGUCUCCUUCCCUCUCCUCUCCUCAUUUCCCCUCUCUCCCUGUCCUCCCAUCAGCUUUUGAGUCGACUCAAAAGCAGAUGUGCUGUUCUUUUGUCUUCCCUUUCGACUCAAAAGCCCUCUCUCCCUGUCCUCCCAUCAGGCCCGCCUACCCUUCUUUGACGGCUCAUCAGGCAUCAUUCACAGCGUCAACAGCGUCAAGUGGCCCUCUUUCCUUCCUCCUUCCUCCCUGCUCUCUGUGUCUCUUAUCAGGCUCGUCUACCCUUCUUCAACGGCGAGUUGGACAUCAUUCACAGCGUCAACAGCGUCAAGUACCAUCUCCCUCUCUCCAUGAUCCAUCCCCCCUCCUACCAUUCCCUCUCUCGCUCGUUCCCCCUCAUCAGGCCCGCCUGCCCUUCUUUGACGGCGCAUUGGACAUCAUUCACAGCGUCAACAGUGUCAAGUACCUGCCCAUGCUGGAGUUUGAAGAGAUGCUCUUUGACAUCAACAGCGUCAAGUACCUGCCCGUGGUGGAGUUUGAAGAGAUGCUCUUCGAGUGGGACCGUGUGUUACGAGUUGGUGAGUCUUUACAUCGUGUCAACAGCGUCAAGUACCUGCCCAUGCUGGAGUUUGAAGAGCUUCUCUUCGUGUGGGACCGCGUGCUAAGAGUCCGUGGUGUGAUCUGGCUGGAGAUGUUUUACGCCCCUCUGGACGAGUUUCCGGUCUAUGUGGCUAUCCUCAAUCUCCUCGGCUAUAACCACCUGCACUGGCGUGUGCUGCCCUCCCCUUCCCUCCCCUGCCCUCCCCCACCUUCAGGUGGUGUGAUCUGGCUGGAGAUGUUUUACGCCCCUCUGGACGAGUUUCCGGUCUAUGUCGCCAUCCUCAACCUCCUCAGCUACAACCGCCUGCACUGGCGUGUGCUGCCCAAACCAGACCCGGGGGAACGCAAAGGGCCUCAUGUGUACCUGAACUGCCUGCUGGAGAAGCCGGUUAGACGAGAAGAGGGGUGGGUGGAGGCUGGGAGGGAUGAAGGGCGAGGAGAGGAGGAGGGGGGGAGAGAAGUUGGGGGGAGGGAAGGGGGGACGAGUGAGGAGACGGGAGGGAAGGAGGAGGGAAUGGAGAGAGAAGUGGGGGGAAGGGAGGAAGGAGGAAGAAGAGAGGAGGGGAGAAGAGAGGGUUCGAGUAAUCAUCGUUCAGAGGGAGACGUUGAGAAAGGAAGGAGGAUUGAAGGGGAAGGCAUAGGAGAAGGAAGCAGGCAAUGGGGGGCUGAGGAGGACAGAAAAAGGGAUGAGAGGAAUGGGAAGAUGGAGAGGAAGGAGGAGGAGAGGAAAGAAGAGGCGGUGAAGGAAGAUUCAAAUAGAACUGAAGAGCGUGGAAGAGAGGAAGAGAGGAGAGAGGAGAGAAGAGAAAGGAGAAGAGAAUAUGGGAGUGAAGAGUGGAAUGAAGAGGUGGUUGAAGAGGCGGGGACGAGCAUAGAGAAAUUUGCAAGAGAGUGGUACAGGGAGGAAGAGGGAAGCAGAGAAACAGAGGGAAGCAGGGAAAAUGGCGGAAGCAGGGAGCAAGGGGCAGCCAGGGAGGAGGAGAUUCAAACUGCCAAAGAAAAGGAGGAACGGCCGUCGUGGUGUGAGGAGGAUUAUACGGAUGGAGGGAGAGGAAGGCGUGGUGCCGGUGGUUCGGAAGAUGACUCUGGCUGGGGGAAGGAGCUCUUCGGAGUUCAUCGAACACCCAAGGAUGGAGCAUCCAAGGUCAUCGUGGUUUUUGAGAAGUCUCAAAAGAGGAAGAGUGCAAGGGAUGGAGGGAGAGGAAGGCGUGGUGGCGGUGGUUCGGAAGAUGACUCUGGCUUUGGGAAGAAGCCCUUCAGAGUUCAUCGAACAUCCAAGGAUGGAGCAUCCAAGGUCAUCGUGGUUUUUGAGAAGUCUCAAAAGAGGAAGAGUGCAAGGGAUGGAGGGAGAGGAAGGCGUGGUGGCGGUGGUUCGGAAGAUGACUCUGGCUUUGGGAAGAAGCCCUUCAGAGUUCAUGGAACAUCCAAGGAUGGAGCAUCCAAGGUCAUCGUGGUUUUUGAGAAGUCUCAAAAGAGGAAGAGUGCAAGGGAUGGAGGGAGAGGAAGGCGUGGUGGCGGUGGUUCGGAAGAUGACUCUGGCUUUGGGAAGAAGCCCUUCAGAGUUCAUCGAACAUCCAAGGAUGGAGCAUCCAAGGUCAUCGUGGUUUUUGAGAAGUCUCAAAAGAGGAAGAGUGCAAGGGAUAGAGGGAGAGGAAGGAGUGGUGGCGGUGGUUCGGAAGAUGACUCUGGCUGGGGGAAGGAGCUCUUCGGAGUUCGUUGA